Kuraishia capsulata CBS 1993 is the source of this 2328-nucleotide messenger RNA. RefSeq lists its product as uncharacterized. Bases 1 to 2328 code for a protein of 775 amino acids. Gene Ontology annotation, biological process: rRNA processing. Gene Ontology annotation, cellular component: nucleus. The record is from RefSeq and is a predicted model, not a curated record. NCBI's taxonomy places the organism in Eukaryota, Fungi, Ascomycota, Pichiomycetes, Pichiales, Pichiaceae. Gene Ontology annotation, molecular function: ATP binding; nucleic acid binding; RNA helicase activity. The transcript has a single exon.
AUGGUUAAAAAGACGCAUCACAAGUUAACCACCAAGGAAAAAAAAGACUUGCGUGAUAAGCAGAAGGAAAAGGUGGAGAAUCUACGGGCCAAAGUGGAGGAGCUUGAUAUAGACGAGACGAAGAAGUUCACUCAAUUCGAUGAACUGCCUCUUUCCCAUAAUACCGCCAAGGGGCUCAAAGAGUCGAGUUUCGUGAACAUGACUGACAUACAAAGAGAUACUAUUCCACUGGCGUUGAAGGGAGAGGAUAUUCUUGGAGCUGCUAAGACUGGCUCUGGUAAGACUCUGGCAUUCUUGAUUCCAGUGAUUGAAAGACUGUUACACCAAUCGUGGAACGAAUAUGAUGGUGUCGGAGCGCUAAUUAUAUCUCCAACCAGAGAACUGGCCAUUCAAACAUAUGAGGUAUUGCUGAAAAUCGGAAAGUACAACACCUUCUCGUGUGGACUGGUGAUUGGUGGUAAGGACUACGCCUACGAAGAGGAAAGAAUAGGCAAAAUCAACAUUCUGAUCGGAACUCCGGGCAGAUUACUCCAGCAUAUGGAUCAGUCUGCUUCCUUGGUGUUGGAUAAUUUACAAAUGUUGAUUUUGGAUGAGGCUGACAGAAUUUUGGAUAUGGGAUUCAAGAAAACCAUAGACAGUAUUGUCGGCAAUCUCCCUCCACAGAGACAAACUCUGCUCUUUUCAGCCACUCAGACCAAGUCUGUUCAGGACCUGGCAAGACUGUCGUUGACCAGUCCAAAGUAUAUUUCGACAUCGAGCGAAAUGGAGGUGGCUACUCCUGCAUCUCUGGAGCAAUCCUACCUGGUUGUUCCAAUUCCAGAGAAGAUCAGUGUGCUUUGGAGUUUCAUCAAGACCCAUCUGAAAUCCAAAAUUAUUGUCUUUGCAUCCUCCUCCAAGCAGGUUCACUUUAUAUACGAAACCUUUAGGAAGUUGCAGCCGGGUAUAUCACUGAUGAAACUUCAUGGUCGCCAGAAGCAGACAUCGAGAAUUGAGACCACGGUGAAGUUUUCCAAAGCCCAAUAUUGUUGUCUGUUUGCUACCGAUGUUGUUGCGCGUGGUUUGGACUUCCCAGCCAUUGACUGGGUUGUUCAAUUGGAUUGUCCAGAGGAUAGUGCCACAUACAUCCAUCGUGUUGGAAGAUGUGCUAGGUUUGGAAGGCCAGGGAAAUCGCUGCUAAUGCUGGCUCCUAGCGAGGAGGAAGCUUUCAUUUCGAGACUCAAGGCGAAGAAAAUUGAAUUGAAUAAGCAAUCCGUGCGGGUUUCGAAGAAAAAAACCAUCCAGGAUAAAUUGCAGUCACUGUGUUUCCAGAGUCCCGAGCUGAAGUAUCUUGGGCAGAAGGCUUUCAUUUCGUACUUCAAGUCCAUUUUGAUUCAGAAAGACAAGGAUGUGUUCAAAGUUGGUGAAUUUCCCAGCGAAGAGUAUGCCACCUCUCUGGGACUUCCGGGUGCUCCCAAGAUUAAGCUGUUGGAGAAGAUCAAGGAUGGAAGUGCCAACCUUGAGUCAGCCUUGGAUAAGACAAAGGAGCACAAGAACAAGUCUAGACAGCUGAGUCAUCUUUCUCAACUUGACGAGAAUGGAGACGAGUUGGAGGAAGAGAAAAAGGCCCAGACCAAGUACGACAGAAUGUUCAACAGAAAGAACCAGAGUGUUCUCUCGGAGAAUUACCUCAGCAUGAACGUUGAAAAUAAGUUAGAUGGAGACAACGAAGAGGAAGAGGAGGAAGAGGACUUCAUGGUGGUUAAACGCAAAGACCACGAACUUCGCGAGGAUGUCCCACAAUUGGAUACAGAGUUAACGUCUAAGAGAGCCCAGAAGAAAGCCAUGUCCAAAAAACUGAGUGCCAAAUCCCAGGGUGCUGGUCACAAGCUUGUGUUUGAUGACGAUGGAAACGCUCAUGAGAUUUAUGAACUGGAACACGAAGAAGAUUUCCGCAAGGAAGGUGAUGCCCUGGAGCUGAAAAAGACUUAUAUCGAUAAGGAAGCCGAAGUGAUGACAGUGGAGGACUCCAGAGACAAGCAGACGGUGAAGGAGAAAAAACAGGAGAAGAAGAGAAGAAGACAGGAGAUUGAAAGAAGAUUGAGGGAAGAAGAAGAGGACGACGCUUCUUCCGAUGAAGGUGCUUUCCAGGUUGUUCUGGGAGCUCCAGACCUUGAUAACGAUCUGGAGCAGUCUGCCUCUGAGUCCUCAGAUGAUGACAGACCCGCCAAGAAGAGCAAGAAAUGGUUCGAGAAGGAGGCUGCGGAGUCAACCAAUGGAAUCGUUGAGAUUGAAGAUACCGGAAAAUUGGAAGACUUGGAGGCUUUGACCCAGAGGCUGAUCCAUGGUUAA